This is a messenger RNA of Dichomitus squalens LYAD-421 SS1, 576 nucleotides long. Its product is annotated as endoplasmic reticulum protein. The record is from RefSeq and is a predicted model, not a curated record. Gene Ontology annotation, cellular component: endoplasmic reticulum membrane; endoplasmic reticulum. The transcript has 5 exons. Bases 1 to 576 code for a protein of 191 amino acids. Lineage: Eukaryota; Fungi; Basidiomycota; Agaricomycetes; Polyporales; Polyporaceae. Gene Ontology annotation, biological process: intracellular protein transport; endoplasmic reticulum to Golgi vesicle-mediated transport.
AUGGCCACCUUUGUCCUCCUAGUCUCUCCUCUUCCCUAUGUAGUUCGCAAGAGGCUCUUCCACUUUCUCUCGGAGAGUCCUCUUGUUGCCAAGCUCGCCUAUGGUGUGAAAAUAGCAUUCAUAUUCAUCACAAUUCUGUUUGUGGAUGCGCUACAGAGGAUGUGGAGGAUAACUGCCGAGGCCGAUCUCACAAAGUCGCAACAAGGCACGGCGGAUGUCCGCGCGGAGACGAACAUCGCUGCGCGCAAGUUCUACGCGCAACGGAAUGUCUACCUCACGGGCUUUUGCCUGUUCCUCUCUCUUAUCCUCACGCGGACUUUCUACAUCCUCCUCGAUUUAAUCCAUACUCAAGAGGAGUAUGCCAAGUUGAAGCAGAGCACGAGUGGCAAGUCUACCGGUGGCGACCAAACCCAGCAGAUUCAGGAACUCAAGGCUAAGCUCGCGGCCGCUGAGAAGAAGGCAGCUGAUUACGAUAUCGUGAAGAAGCAGGCGGAACAAAAUGCGAAGGAGUACGACCGCCUCGCCACCGAGUUCAACGCCAAGACGGGGAACAUCUCCGACAAGCGUAGGGAUUGA